This is a messenger RNA of Styela clava, 1184 nucleotides long. RefSeq names its product GLIPR1-like protein 1. The record is from RefSeq and is a predicted model, not a curated record. Gene Ontology annotation, cellular component: extracellular region. Lineage: Eukaryota; Metazoa; Chordata; Ascidiacea; Stolidobranchia; Styelidae.
UCCUUUUGCGAAAUAGAUCAACAAAAGUUCCACAGGUAGGCGUAAGUUUUGGAUCAGUGAGACCUGAGUUAUUGACGUUAAAAAUCAAUUUUACUUAUUAAGUUGAUCGUUGGCGACAUGGCCUUGAAGUUCCAGUCUAUAAUUCUCUUAUAUGUUUUAGCAGUGGUGCUAUGGUGCACGAAUGACGCUAAUACGGUUGAACUGCGUUCACAUAAUUUGGAGCGUCGCGCCACAAAUACUCACCUACAACUUACAACUAGUGAAAAGGAAUUGAUAUUGAAUAAACACAAUGAACUUCGACGAAUUGUUUCUCCGUCGGCUGCAAAUAUGCUGAAAAUGUCGUGGAAUGACGAUCUCGAACGAUUGGCGUCUGACUAUACAAAGAAAUGCAUAUAUGAACAUAAUGAGGAUCGUAAAUUGGACGGAUUUACGUAUGUUGGUGAAAAUUUGUAUAUUUCGAUGGGGAGAAAAAUAGACGAAAAUUAUGGACCUGGUGCGGUUGUGGCUUGGGAUGAUGAAAAACGUGAUUACUCAUUUGAUACACUGACAUGUACUCCAGGAAAAGUUUGUGGUCAUUAUACUCAGGUGGUAUGGGCUCAAUCAUAUAAAGUUGGCUGUGGAAUGACAACUUGUGAAUCUGUCCUUGUCGACGGUAAAAUAUGGACAGACGCGACUCUAUUUGCCUGCAAUUAUGCACCAGGGGGAAACAUACGAGGAUACAAGCCUUAUAUAAAAGGAACAUCCUGUUCACAAUGUGAUGACCAAGACGUCUGCGUUGAUAAACUUUGUAGUAAUCCUGCUAGAGGAGAUGUCAAUAUUGAAGAUACCACUACGAUUCAACACGAAAUCACAUAUUUACACGGAAACAUGAGCACUGAUGCACCAACUAAGACAAGUGAACAAAGCACCACAGGAUCAGCAGGCUGUUCCCGUCCUUCAGUCUUCCUCUGGAUAGCUUUGUCAAGUAUUUGGGGCACUGUAAUGAACACGUUUGGUUGAAGCCAGCUACAAAUCACGAUGUUUUAAAAUAUAUCAGUCAUUAUACGUUUUUAUAAUAUAAAAUGUUUCAAAAGUAGCGUAGAUAACAUUCUGUUUAUAUAUAAACUAAUGUAUAUAUAUAUACUGUAGGCCUACGACAAUUGAUUCGGAUUCAACUGUUUGCAAUCAAGUUUAACCCUGUGUAU